CUGAGGCUUGCGGUCAUUGCUGGCCAGUGCUCGUGUAGGAAGAUCGCUCACCAGAUCUCACUUCUGAUCCGCCCAGCUCCUGGGUCUCGGGCUUCGGCUUUGUGCCGAGGCACCAACACACGUACCGUCCUCUCUCCGACUGAUCGCUGACCUCCCCGUUCCGCUCCUGUCUCCUGGAACCAUGUCUCUGGUAAGCAAGAAUGCGCGCCACGGCAGCGCAGAGACCACGGCAGAUUACAGCGACGGCCUGGGCGAAAUGCAGGCUACUAACGCCUCUGGGCUCCCCAUCUCCAUGCUAGUCCCUGAUGGCCCCCAGGGCCUUCGGGCGCCAAUCAACCCUCAGGGUGCCAGUGCUUCCCAGGCUGCUCAGCACCCGAAUGACCUCGAGGUCCUGAUCGACGAGCAGUCCCGACGUUUGGGGGCGCUCAGGGUCCACGACCCUCUAGAAGACAGGUCAAUUGCUUUGGUGAAUUUCAUGCGAAUGAAAAGCCAAACUGAGGGGUCUAUCCAGCAGUCAGAGAUGCUGGAGUUUCUCAGAGAAUACUCAGAUCAGUUCCCUGAGAUACUCAGACGAGCUUCAGCUUACCUGGAGCGGGUCUUUGGGUUGAACCUGAGGGUUCUUGAUCCCCAGGCUGAAACCUACAACUUAGUCAGCAAGCGGGGUUCUCAGACUACGGAUCGGAUAGCAGAGUCCCUGGACAUGCCUAAGGCAGGUCUCCUGGCCCUGGUCCUAGGUCACAUCCUCUUGAAUGGCAACCGGGCAAGAGAGGCCUCCAUUUGGGACCUGCUGCUAAAAGUUGAUAUGUUGGAUGAGCCUCAGCGGAUCAACAACCUUUAUGGGAACACAAGGAACCUCCUUACUACUGACUUUGUGCGUAUGCGAUUCUUGGAGUACUGGCCAGUAUAUGGCACUAAUCCCCUUGAAUUUGAGUUCUUGUGGGGCUCUAGAGCCCACAGGGAAAUCACAAAGAUGGAAGCCCUGAAGUUUGUGGCAGAGGCCCAUGAUGAAGAACCCUGGAGCUGGCCAGAAGAAUAUAACAAGGCCAUGGAGGCUGACAAGGCCAAAGAAAGAAGCCAGGCUGCUGGCUUAGAGUUCUGGUCUGAGGACGCUAUGAAUGAUAAGGCAAAUGAUUUGGUACAAUUAGCCAUUAAUGUCACUGAGGAAUUGCUGCCUAUACAUCAGGAUGAACUAUUGGCUCACACUGGCAAAGAAUUCGAGGAUGUGUUCCCAAAUAUCCUCAGUCGAGCUACGCUAAUCCUUGAUCUGUUCUAUGGGUUUUCUCUGAUUGAGGUUGAUACCAGUGAGCACAUCUACCUCCUUGUCCAGCAACCAGAAUCAGAAGAAGAGCAAGUGAUGCUAGAGAGCCUGGGGAGACCCACUCAAGAAUAUGUGAUGCCGAUCCUAGGUUUGAUCUUCCUGAUGGGCAACCGUGUCAAAGAAGCCAGCGUCUGGAACUUGCUUCGGAGAUUUAGUGUGGAUGUAGGGAGAAAGCAUGCCAUCACCUGUAAGCUUAUGAGACAGCGCUACCUGGAAUGCAGGCCGCUGUCCUACUCUAAUCCAGUUGAAUAUGAGCUUCUGUGGGGUCCUCGAGCUCACCUUGAAACCACCAAAAUGAAAGCCUUGGAGUACAUGGCCAGGCUCUACAGAAAGCGACCACAGGAUUGGCCAGAGCAAUAUAGGGAGGCUAUGGAAGAUGAGGAGGCCAGAGCCAGAUCUGAGGCAACUGCCAUGUUCUUCUUUGGCCCCAUGUGAAGUCUUGGGAAGAUGUAUCACUUCAGUUGAAUGGCAUCAGUUAGAAGGGCCUUGAGAAAAUAGGCACUGGGACCCCAAAUCAGAAGUCUGGAAGGGUUGGGGUGGGGAGUACACACUGUGCUUGCUAUCUGUGUUCCAGUUCUAAUAGUAUUUCCUUCCUUUUAAUAUACCUCUGAAUUGGGUUUAUAAUCAAUGUUUAUAAAUGAAAUUGCUCAUUUGACAUCCCUGUCUUGUUUCAGUAUAAAAGUUCAGAUAGCUGUGUAAAAUGUAUUGGUAAUAUUUACAUCUUUGAAAUAAUCAGUAAAAUGAUCUGAUACUGGACUUAAUUUACAAUAACAACACACACACACACAACAAAAACAAACACAAAGUUACUGAUCUGUGGUUUCCCUCCCUUUGUGUCUUCUGCAGUGUAUA
Propithecus coquereli (Coquerel's sifaka) is the source of this 2170-nucleotide messenger RNA. It is a transcript of the gene MAGEE2, whose product is annotated as melanoma-associated antigen E2. Gene Ontology annotation, cellular component: nucleus. Gene Ontology annotation, biological process: negative regulation of transcription by RNA polymerase II. Lineage: Eukaryota; Metazoa; Chordata; Mammalia; Primates; Indriidae. The transcript has a single exon. The coding region runs from base 182 to 1753 and encodes 523 amino acids. The record is from RefSeq and is a predicted model, not a curated record.